This is a messenger RNA of Myxocyprinus asiaticus (Chinese sucker), 2776 nucleotides long. RefSeq names its product terminal nucleotidyltransferase 4B-like. Bases 323 to 2224 code for a protein of 633 amino acids. Gene Ontology annotation, molecular function: mRNA binding; poly(A) RNA polymerase activity. Gene Ontology annotation, biological process: RNA 3'-end processing. The record is from RefSeq and is a predicted model, not a curated record. Gene Ontology annotation, cellular component: nucleolus; TRAMP complex. The transcript is spliced from 12 exons. NCBI's taxonomy places the organism in Eukaryota, Metazoa, Chordata, Actinopteri, Cypriniformes, Catostomidae.
UGAAACGACACACGACCUGAGAAACGGGUCAGAAGCACUGACACAGACGACAGUUACGUUUCUCCAUUCCCCGAGCCCUCAAGUUUGACGGUUGCCUUUUUUUUUUAACGGAACAUCUUUUUUACAGCCUGUUUUCAUCGCUGACACCGCUGUUUUUUUUCCUGUCUCUAGAGACGUCGAUGGACCCGCACAGUCUCGCGCGGAUAUUUUAGUAGCUGUACAGGUCGAGCAGAGCGCGUGUGUCCUCAGCUCAAAGCGGGUGACGCGAACCGAGCCUGGCUCUGUUCUGGGGACCGGUGUGCCUGCGGCAGCUCCGCGUUUGAUGGAUCCUAGAAUCGCCUGGUUUCAGCCAGAACAGCGCGGACCCGCCAACAACCUGUGGAUGCACAUCUGGGAAACGACACAAACGCUGGGAGACCUCUAUAACAACUGCAACACAGCCAGCGCCAAACUGACAAACAGCAGCAGCAGUAGCGAUCCCAAGGACCAUCAGGGGAUGUCCGGAUCCAAACCCGACAGUGAGGUCGCCGAACAGCACGACUUCAUCUCGCUUGAAACCCUUAACAACAAUAACAGCAGCAGCCGGGUGGGCAAGUGUGUUGGCGGAGGGGUGCAACUGGGUGGCAGUGAGGUCGCAGGAGUGGGCAGAGGGUACCCACACAAGAGGAAAAGAGACAACAAGGCGAGUACCUACGGCUUUAACAGGAGUCUGUUGCCGACAGCAGGCUCACAGGAGAUCUUUACGGGCACGCCGUGGAAGAGCAGAAACUACGAGGGCAUCGUGGGGUUGCAUGAGGAGAUAAAGAACUUUUAUGAGUACAUUUCUCCUCGUCCAGAGGAGGAGCGCAUGAGGCUGGAGGUGGUGGCCAGAAUCCAGAGAGUCAUCAUUGACCUGUGGCCCAAUGCUGAGGUUCAAGUGUUUGGCAGCUUCAGCACAGGCUUGUAUUUACCUACAAGUGAUAUAGACUUGGUGGUUUUUGGUAACUGGGAGACUUUGCCUCUCUGGACUCUGGAAGAGGCACUACUCAAGAGAAAAGUCGCAGAUGUGAACACUGUCAAAGUCCUGGACAAAGCAACGGUCCCUAUUAUUAAACUGACAGACUCCCACACAGAGGUCAAAGUGGACAUCAGCUUCAAUGUAGAAAGUGGUGUGAAAGCUGCAAAACUUAUCAGAGAAUUCAAACAGCAAUACCCCGUGUUACCAUACCUGGUGCUGGUUUUGAAACAGUUUUUACUGCAGAGAGAGCUGAAUGAAGUUUUCACCGGAGGAAUUGGAUCAUACAGUUUAUUCCUCAUGGCUGUCAGCUUUUUACAGAUGCACUACCGAGAGGAUGUGUGUAGUCAUAACCCAAACCUGGGUGUGCUGCUGAUUGAGUUUUUUGAGCUGUACGGUCGGCAUUUUAACUACCUGAAGACGGGGAUUAGGAUCAAAGACGGUGGCUCAUAUGUGGCCAAAGAUGAAGUGCAGAAAGGCAUGCUGGAUGGGUACAGACCCUCUAUGCUUUACAUUGAGGAUCCUUUGCAGCCAGGCAACGAUGUCGGGCGAAGUUCAUAUGGGGCGAUGCGGGUGAAAGAGGCUUUUGAUUACGCUUACAUUGUCUUAAGUCACGCUGUGUCCCCAAUUGCCAAGUAUUACCCUAACAACAAGUCAGAGAGCAUUCUGGGUAGAAUAAUCCGUGUCACUCAGGAAGUAGCAGAGUACCGUGACUGGAUCAAUGAACACUGGGGUCAGCAGAGCAAUAGAAAUGUCACACUGACGUCAUUUGAGCCUAAGGAACUUGAUGAGUGUAAUAAUAACCUUUCAGAAGAGGUUGCGAUGCUUCCUCCAGUUCCCCGGAGCAAAGUGUCAUCUAACUCCUCCUCUCCUCCCCCAUCUUCUCCUUCAUCACCAUCAUCUUCCCAAUCUUCAAUGGCUUCCAGUUCAAGUGACGCAGACUCUGAUGGAACACCCCAUAAGACGGUGAAAGCGAUGGCUGAGUGGGGCUCCAGCUCUAACAGUGAGAAUACUGAGAGGAAUCUGUCCAAUCACAGAUCACAGAAUCAUUCGCUGACAGUGCCCACCCCCACUACUAAGGGCAGUAAGAACCGACAGCGUGCAAAAAAAAGUGCUCAAGGGCCACAGAACAGCCCCAACAAGAUCCAGCAAAACAGCAAGCCUCAUCACAAAGCCCAUGUAAAGAGGAAACCUCAGUGUGAGGUAGCGCAGGAGGACCUGUGUAGAUAGGGGAAGAUGUUCUUGCAGACUCGCACCUGCUCUUACCAUCUCUGACUACAGAAGGGUGUUGCUGGCAUCAUUUAUCUCUCCUGUCCUGCUGAUCAAGGGAUGCGUGUGACUUUGUAGCUGAAAAAGGAAAAGAAAAAAAAUUCAAAUGGGGUGUAGUCCACAUGUGGCAGAGUUAGGCCUGUACUCCACUGGCUUCUGCACAGCUUCUGCUCACUGCCCAAAGGGGGAGCUGCACUUCUCUGCUAAAGGGCUCCCCCUGGUGAUGUAGAGGACCAGAGAAUGUAGGAGAGAGUAUUUAACUUGAGCAAUAGCUGAAGCCCUGGACUGAUGCCUCACUGAGGAAAACUGACAUUACAGAUGACUCGAAUGAUUUAAAAAAAAAAAAAAAAAAAAGUUAUAUUGAAAGUGCAAAGAUUUUAAAGUGUCUAAAAACAUGAAAAUGUAAUUAUUACUACAGAAAUUAUGCAUGUUUUGUUUUUGAAGAGUGGUUCUUUUUUGUCAUGAACGGAUUAUACACAUAUUUGUACAAGAAAAAAACAAACUAAAGCAAAA